Molecule: messenger RNA, 5675 nt
Organism: Penaeus indicus
Lineage: Eukaryota; Metazoa; Arthropoda; Malacostraca; Decapoda; Penaeidae
Product: WASH complex subunit 2C-like
Exons: 17
Coding region: 113-5323 (1736 amino acids)
Source: RefSeq, a predicted model, not a curated record
CGCGAGGACAGCAAUCAGCUGAUCUUCCCCCGACAGGAGGGCGACUGCAUGUCAUUAAAAGGCAUUUACAUGUGUCAUUAAGCAGCAUUUUCAUGUGUCAUUAGGCCUCAAAAUGGGUUCAGCAGAAGGGGGAAGUGGGAGUGAGCGAUGGUGGGAAAGCCCCACACUCACACAGGCUGAUCUCCGCCAGUAUGGGGAAUCUUGGAGCUUGGCUGCAGAUGCUGCAACUGCCACAUUGCUUCAGAGUAUAUCACAGCGACUGGUGUCAAGAACACAUGAAGUUGAAGGUGCUCUAAAGAAAGUGCUGGACGAGACGGAUUCUGUACUGACUGCAAUUUCCAACACCAAUAAUUCCUUUCACCAACUGGCCAAUACUCAGUUCAUUGAAAAUCGAACAUAUCAGGAUGACGCUGAUGUAGCUAGGGAUGAACCAGACAAGCAGGAAAAGUCACCACCAACAGAGGAGGAAGUGAUUGCAAGAUGUAGGUCAGCCAUUGCUGAGGGUUUAUCUCUUGUGAGCAGGAGUUAUGAGCGGCAUGAAAUUCAGGACUCAGAUUCCGAUGAUGAAGAUAGCCCAAGCAGUCCUGUUCCUGUGUAUGCUCUCAUCAAUCCUUAUGAAGUAAAGCCAUUGCCACACAUCAUUGGUACAGCCAUGUUCAUGGAAGAUGAUAAACUAGGAUUACAGGAGUCUUCCAGUGAAGACAGCUCCAAGGUUACAUUUAGUCCAGAGGACACAGACACAGAGGAAGACUUGGACAUGGAAGAUGAAACUGAUAUAAACCAGAAACACAAGCCAAUUCCAGCAAGCAGCUCAAGAUUGAUGGUAAAGUUUAUGAAAUUAUUUGAGGCCAUGAGCUGUUUGCUCUUUACAACUGACUUCUGGAAUGAGAGAAGAAUAGACACUUUAUCCUUUAACACCAACAGAGGAGGAAGUGAUUGCAAGAUGAGUUAUGAGCGGCAUGAAAUUCAGGACUCAGAUUCCGAUGAUGAAGAUAGCCCAAGCAGUGCCAUCUGUGACUCAGACCACCACAGCCAUAUCAUGUCAUCUGCAAUCAAAGGUCCUGUUCCUGUGUAUGCUCUCAUCAAUCCUUAUGAAGUAAAGCCAUUGCCACACAUCAUUGGUACAGCCAUGUUCAUGGAAGAUGAUAAACUAGGAUUACAGGAGUCUUCCAGUGAAGACAGCUCCAAGGUUACAUUUAGUCCAGAGGACACAGACACAGAGGAAGACUUGGACAUGGAAGAUGAAACUGAUAUAAACCAGAAACACAAGCCAAUUCCAGCAAGCAGCUCAAGAUUGAUGGAUGAUAGUGAUUCAGACUGGUCAGAUGAGCCAAUCAGAACCUCAAAUAAAAACCCACAGCCACCAAACAUGACCAGUGAAGAAGAUGAUGAUGAUGAUGAUGAUUUCUUUGGACCAUCCUCUAAAAGCUUCAAGCAAGUUAACAAUGGAUCAAAUUUAUCUUCAGAACUUAAUAAAAAGCUUCAAAAUGCCACAGGAACUUCUCAGAGAGUCAGUGAAAUGGAUUCAGACACUGAUGAAGACGGAGAUUUGUUUAGCCGUAGACCAGAUCCUCUGGCAUCUUCAAAUAGCACAGCUCCUUCUUCAACAGCACCUGUUUCCAAACCUCCGUCACUUGGGGUGGAAAAUGUGAGAGCCAUGCCAGAUCCUACAGGUGUGCGGUUGCCAGCUGCAUCCGGCCGCCUAAAGAAGAGUGAGGGAAAUCUGUUUGCCAGUGACAGUGAGGAUGAAGGGGACCUGUUUGGACCAAAACCUCAGCCUUCUGGUAAUAGUAAAAGUGUUGCCAAGGGACCAAGCUCAGUGAAGGCUAGUAAUCAGGCGUCCCAAAGACCAGCAAAGCCGCCAAGCCAAGCACCCGCGAGCAGUCUGUUUUCUAGUGACGGGGAUGAUGAAGAAGAUGGGGGAUUGUUUGGCUCAAAACCAACAUUGAUAAAAGGCACAGUUCAAAAUGAUUCUGAGGAUGAGAGACAGAGAGAGGAACCUCCUCCACUACCAAAUGAAAAAAAGGUUCCAGUUGGUGGCAUCAGCAUUUUUGGAUCAGCCAUUACAUCUGCCAUUCGUCGCCAGCAGUCAUCUGAUUCUGAACAGUCAGAAAAGGAUGAUUCUGACUGGAAUGGUAGUAGAAAGUCCUCCAUUUCUACUCCCAAGCUGACUAAGCCUGCAAGCAAGCCAGAAUCACCUAUAGUACAAACAACAGCAACAGUAAAAGUUGCACCUCCUGCUUCAAGAGGAGGAGGAGGUGGUGGUCUCUUUGAUUAUGAUGAUGAUGAUGAUCUGUUUGGAAGUGUUGUAAAAAAGAACACAAUAUUACCAGAGAAAACACAAACUGAUAGCAGGGAGGAAAAACCUGUUCCAAUAGCUGGUACAGCUACAGCUAGCAUCCAGAAAGAAAUGCCAAAAAGAGGCCUAUUCUCUGAUGAUGAUGAUGAUGACUUGUUUAGCAUACCUGGUAAAACUGAGAAGAAACCUACCAUCCCCCCAACAGCAUCUGUAACUGAGAAGCACCUCACUGGAAAGGCAGUGUCAGGAUCCAGUUCUUUAUUCAGUGACCCAGAAGAAGAUGGACUUUUUGGUGCAGUAGUUUCUUCAAAACCUAAUGUAUCUCAAGAACAGACAAAGUCAACAAAUCCAGUAAAGGUACCUAAUAUCUCUCAGAAGAAUAGUUCCCUGUUUAGCUCUCCAAGUGAUGAGGAUGACUUGUUUUCUGCUCCAAUAAAUUCUCAAGUGUCAAAGGCACCAAUGGCCUCCACAUUGGAGCCUCCACCCAUCACAUCCUCAGCAGCUUCUAAGAUGGAUGUUAUAAAUGACCUCUUUGGGUCUCCCACAAGUGAAGAUAGUCUAUUCACAUCUAAUGCUUCCACAUCUUCUAAGACAAAUACAUCUUUACAAAAGGAUAAAAAGACUGUAAUUGGUCAGGAACACAGUCGUCAACCAGAAAAAACUGAAUCAAAGGCUCAGGUUCCAUCAGCAACCAGUAGUAUCUUCCAUUCGCAAUCUGAUGAUGAUGAUCUUUUUGCAGUCCCAAAGAGUACAUUGAAAGGUACAUCUGAGCUAGGGGUUGCCCAUAAGGAAAAUCUAACAUCAUCUGCCUUCAAAACAACACAGAAUUCAUUAACUCCAAGUGCAGAUGCUGAUAUAUUUGGGUCACCAGAAGAUGACUUGUUUGUAGAAAAAGUAAAGUCAGAAGUGAUUGAGCCCAUGAAAAAAGCUUCAGGAUCAAUAAGCUCCCAACAAAAUAAAUUGGACUCCAAAUCUUCAAGUCAGAUAGAUGAUAAUGUAACAAAAAUACCAGAGGGUACUGCACAGAGCCUUGGCACUGAAAAGAAACCUGUCAGUUUGUUUGGUUCACCAGAAGAAGAGGAUAUUUUUUCAAUUGGUAAGUCAAAUACAAAAUCAGAUCAACUGGAGAAUAGACCUAGUAACAGUUUGAAACCAAAUAUUUUGGGGAGCAUGAGUGAUGAUGAAGACAUUUUUAUCUCAUGUCCUAGACCAGCAAAGCAAAAGGAAAUUAAUGUAACGCCCACAGUGUUGUCAGAUAGAGAGCAAAGUGAAGUUAGAACAUCUUCAGAACAUACAAGUAUCAGAGAAAAGCAAGCAACUGUAGACAAGGAAAACCGAGUUUCUAAUUUGAAAGACUCAACACAGCCAACCUUGUCUAUUACAAAAGCACCUGUAGGAGGAGUAGCUCUCUUUGGAAAUGAUGAAUUGAGAGCUAAGGUGAGUGAGAGAAAGUCCAUGCUAGAUUCAGAACAGGAAAGUGCUAAAAUUACCAUUGAGAAAGCUUCAAAAGAAGAAGUAAAGAAGGAAAAAAGUGAUUUGAUAAGCAACCAGAUCCUUUUUGAUGGGGAGAGUGAUGAUGACAUCUUUGGAAUUAGCCAAGUAACGACAAAACAAACACGUUCACAUAUUCCAGGGAGAGGAAGCCCUCCACCAUUGCCUUCAGAGAUUUGUAAUGUGUCAUCUACCUCAUCACCAGAAAAGGUCUCCUCAACUGUAGUGGUACCUAAACAAUCUGACAGUCCUGACAAGAAAGAGAUUGAAGACUCUCCAUCUGUGGUGCAAAAGGAAGAAGAAAAGCAGGCGGAAAAAUUAGCCAGAGAAAAAGAGGAUGGAAUGAGGGCUGAUCCAUCUGCUGUAGAUGAUUCUAAAGAGUCAAAGAGGAAAGAAGAGUCCAGUGAAGAAAUAAAACCAAAGAAGAAGCCACCCAUAGGAGGAGUAUCCAUGUUUGGAGGGGGAGGCUUAGGUGGCAGUGAACUCUUUGCCAAAGUGACUCAGAGGAAGAGUAUGUUAGGAGGGUCAGAGAGUGAUAGUGAUGGAGAAUCAAAGAUUGGGGAUGCCAACACACUAACCCACUCAAUUGAAAUUAAGCAGGAAGAGAAAAAGGUGCCAAAGAUGUCUCCUGCCUCAAAAACAGUGGCAAACACUACAGCAACUGCAUCCACUCAAAGCUUAGGGGUCAGAAGACCUGAGGUGAAGUCUGGUGGCCAGGAGAAUAGCAUUAGUUUUGAUGAGCCAGUCACAACAAACACUUUGGAUAGCUUAAAUAAGAGCCGAGUAAGAGGAAGUGUUAAAAGAAGACCCCCAAGCAGAGCUCACAGAAAAGGUGCUGCAGGAGACAGUUCUCAGACCAUUCCUUCAGUUGCACAGACACCAUCAAAUAGAGUUCCUGAGCUAAAAGAAGCAAACACUAGAAAGUCAAAUGAAAAGGAUGCAGCAAUUGAAAGUUCAUCACAUAGUGAUCCUCCUGUUGAAGAUCAGCUCUUUUCAAGCAGUGAGAAUGAGGAUGAUAUGUUCAGAGGAAACCAAGCAAAAAAUAUAAAUAAAAUUGAGAGGAGUGUUCAAGUUCACCAAACAAGUGGGACAGAAAACAGGAUUACCAGCACGCUCAGCCAGCGAGUUGAAAUGCAGGGCGAGGUUGAAGAAGAUCUUUUCAGCAAACUACAAAGUGCCUCAUGUACUACAAAAACCCAGAACUUUGUAAAACCUUCCAGUAAGUCUCAGCCAUCAUCAUUGUUUGGAGAAGAUGACAGUGAUGAAGAUCUGUUUGGACCAUCAAACUCCAAAUUAUCACAUCAUAAAGCUACAGAGUCAGCUGUCCAGCAGGAGGUCUCUAAGAAAGAGAUCAAGCCUAUUGUUUCUCAGUCCCUCUUUGGAGAUGAUGAUGAUGACAUAUUCAGUUCAACAGGAACAGUAGGAAAAACAGAGGCUAGUGUAGUAAAAAAAAUGUCUACAUCAAAGUCCAAGACUAGUCUUACAUCAACAAGUGAGCCUUUUGAUGACCCACUUCUUGGCCCCCGAAAAUGAGAUUGAAAAAAAUGGGUUAAGAUAUUGGUGCUUUGUUUAACCAUCAUGUGUGCAGUAUGUGAUAGAUAUAUUCUGUGUGAUGUGAAGGUAUUAGCUACUGAUUCAUAUUUUUGUCAGGAUGCCUUGUGUAUACUUGCCCACAAUCAUACAUAUGUUACAACAUACACAAACACAUGUACAUACAUAUGCUGCAUAUGUAUAUAAAGUUAUGUUUUGUCAAGGAUGGUGUAUAUAUCACUUUUUUAUCUUCUAUAAUAUUGAGUCACCUUGAUUUUGACUUAUUAUUUUUUCAUAUAUCAUGAUUGAUAUUGUUAAUAUUGUAUUUUUAUUACAUAUGAUGUUACUGAUACUA